GAGUUAGCGCCAUAUCCAUUGACGAUGUGCUGAAGAGAUUUUUGGCUUCACGACGUUUUAACACAAGUCACAACUAUUCCAAUUGCAAGCAUGGCAGCAGUGUCAGGAUUGAUGUUUGCAAUUAAAUAGUUUAAAAUACAUUAUUAUGAACCCGAGCUACGUAUUGACCAUGUUACCAUAUAACCGCCGGUCUGCAAAGUGAUGUAAAUCUGUACAAUGUGAUGCUUCUAUUUGAAAGUCAGGAGAGCACCGCGGCUGCAACAAUGACUGGCUGCAACUCCAUGCACUGUACACAUUGUAUAUCAUUGAUUGGGAAGUAAAACCGGCGGCGCGAUGUCUUUCGAAAGGAUGUCUGAGUUUUGCGGGGAAUUGAUCCGGUCAUUUUAUCCACACAAUGCAGUGCAACCCCCCGAGGAGAGAAGACUCCUACAGUCUCAGAGAUUAAAAAGCGGUGGAGGCAUGCGCGGAGCCAAGCAUCCUACUCGCUGGCGUAAUUUGACGGAGCGCUGAGUGUGAGAUAUAAGGUUGUCUCAUGUUAGCAAGUUGAAAACUUCCCGAUUGGAGACCGUCUCGAAGAAAAUCCAGCGGUCUUGCAAGCCAGGUGAAGUAGAAAUGGGAUGGAUGCCAAUUUCAUCUCAAGAAACCAGUCGGCUUCUCUGGACGAGGUCAUGAUAGACAGGGAUAGAAAUGAGAUUCUUCCCAAUUAUUUCCUUGAGAAACUUUUGUUGCUCGACAAGAACAACCAGUCUCUCCACGAGUUGCUGAAGUAUUUUGAUGUGGACGAACAAGGCAUCAUUGGGAGUGGUUCCCCCGCCAUGCGGAUCACCAUCUCCAUCGUUUACUCCAUGGUAUGCGCCUUGGGGCUGGUGGGCAACAUGCUGGUGUUGUACCUGAUGAAGAGCAGACAGGAAUGGAAGAAGUCCUCCAUCAACCUGUUUGUGACCAGCUUGGCAGUGACGGAUUUUCAGUUCGUCCUGACCCUUCCAUUCUGGGCAGUGGACACUGCCCUGGACUUCAGCUGGCCCUUUGGAAAGAUGAUGUGCAAGAUUGUCACCUCGGUCACCACAAUGAACAUGUACGCCAGUGUUUUCUUCUUGACAGCCAUGAGCAUCGCGAGGUACUGGUCGGUGGCGUCGGCGCUGAAGCCCAGGCGGCGAUUUAACGGAUGCUCGGCAAAAUGGGUCAGUAUCCUGAUCUGGAUUUCGGCAAUCUUAGCUAUCACGCCCCAAGCCGUGUUUUCCACAACCAAGACGCUCUUUAACGAAGAGUUCUGCCUGCUUAAGUUUCCAGACCACAACGGCUCCACACAGUUCUGGCUUGGCGUCUACCACAUCCAAAAGAUCUUGCUCGGGUUCGUAGUCCCACUUAUUGUUAUCACAAUGUGCUACCUGCUCCUUCUACGGUACGUGACCAAGAGGAAUAUCGGCAGCUCCAGCACUAAGAGGUCGAAAGUGACCAAGUCCGUCAUGAUAGUCGUGCUCUCCUUUUUCCUCUGCUGGCUUCCUAAUCAAGCCUUGACAUUCUGGGGCGUCCUGAUCAAGAUGAACGUCCUUAACUUCAGCAACGAAUACUACAACACGCACUCCUACAUCUUCCCCAUCACCAUCUGCCUGGCUCACACCAACAGCUGCUUGAACCCUGUUCUGUACUGUCUGAUGAGGAGGGAGUUUAGGAAGGCGCUGAAGAGUAUGUUUUGGAGGGUGAACUCUCCGACCACUAUCAAUAUGCGUCCUUUCGCGGCCAGCGCCAAACCAGAGCAAGAUCAUAGACAUGUCAUAAUUCCGAUAAACUCCGUGCCACCGGAGAUUUCGUACUAUCCGCCAGGGGUUGUAAUGCACAAUAGCCAGUAUGACAUUUUACCAGCUAGCUCUACGGAGCGCCGGUAUUAGAGAUAUUGCUGACACGGUUACAUUGCUCUGUUUUCCAAAAUAGCCUUUUUUUUUUUGCGUUUCGAAACUGAUUGUAAUUUGAUCAUUCCGCCUGUCUCCGUCUCCGUCUCAUUUACAUGGUAUCGCGCAAACCCGCCAGUUGUUAUCGUGGAGCCAACGCGAGUCCACAUAUUACUGAAAAGCAGGUUCCCCCGAGCGUGGUCACACCGCAGCCGUCUCAAUGCCAACGUAAACGUUACUUUAGUGAAAAGGCGCCCCUUCCCAAAGUGCUGUCUGACCGCUCGUUUCGUCCACCCGCGAAGUUAUUUGGACAGCGACCCAACUAGCAGCAAAAGCCAGCAUCGAGCCGUGACUGUAUUCAUACUCACGUUAUUGUAAAAUCCGAUCAGAGAUUGAUCCAGCAAUAGGUCUUUUACUGUGCAACGUCAAAAACUAAUGUUUUACCGCUAUUGGUUUAGAAGGGGAUACAAAAGCCUGCAGUUGCUGGAAUCUUGAGCAAACCAUAUGGUGCUGGAGGAACUCAGCGGGUCAGUCAGCAUCUGGGGAGGGAAAGGACAGACGAUGUUUCAGGGUGGGAACUGAAAAACAGAAGAAAUGUCCCGACCUGAAAUGCCUCGUGUCCAUUACCUCCACAGAUGCUGACUGACCCCUGCGUUCCUCCAGCUCUGUGUUUUGCAUCAGAUUCAAGCACCUGCUGUUCCUUGUGUGCGCGGUCUAUCAUUGGCGUGGUUUCCCUUUCGCCCUCUCCAUUCCCAAACCCUCAAGGAAGAAAGGUCCCAAUCCGAAACGUCACCCAUUGUUUUUCUCCAGCGAUGCUGCCUGACUCGCUGAGUUACUCGAGUACUUUGUGUCUCUCCAAGAUCCAUGUCAACUGCAUUUAUUGCAUUAUUUCCUUUAUUGGGAACAUACCCGUCUAAAUCUCCCGAAAUUAUAGCGUUUCUGACAUUGUGGUGUAGUUUUGAUCCGAAGUUUCAUUUAUCCGCGAUAAUGCAAGCGAUAUUUUGAAUUACGUUAUUAUAACAUAAAAAAAGUUUUUUCAUGGCUAAUAUAUUGGAUAGAAUUCAACCGCUAACCAUGCCUCGAUACUGCUUUUUUUACUCGUUUAAUCUAUUUUAUUCAUUAUUUUAUUUACUUUGCUAUUUCUAAGAUUCCCGAACAUAUGAAUACAUUUUAUAUUAUAUUACAAGAACACAUUUUGCAUGUCACUGCCGACCUAACAACUAAAGUUUCAGAGUACUAUUACUGGACUGCGGCUGUUUUUCUAUCA
Leucoraja erinaceus (little skate) is the source of this 3156-nucleotide messenger RNA. It is a transcript of the gene rxfp3, whose product is annotated as relaxin family peptide receptor 3. Gene Ontology annotation, biological process: immune response; G protein-coupled receptor signaling pathway. The coding region runs from base 618 to 1889 and encodes 423 amino acids. The record is from RefSeq and is a predicted model, not a curated record. The transcript has a single exon. Gene Ontology annotation, cellular component: membrane. Gene Ontology annotation, molecular function: G protein-coupled receptor activity. Lineage: Eukaryota; Metazoa; Chordata; Chondrichthyes; Rajiformes; Rajidae.